Messenger RNA from Onthophagus taurus, 3038 nucleotides. RefSeq lists its product as uncharacterized. Lineage: Eukaryota; Metazoa; Arthropoda; Insecta; Coleoptera; Scarabaeidae. The record is from RefSeq and is a predicted model, not a curated record.
CGUUGUGGAGGCCGAACCGUGGAGCACUCUUCGGCUCGGUCUUGUUUGGUUUCGUACGCGUUGUGUGUGGAGCUGCUCAACUCAGUUCGCGCCGAGACGUUGAACGGACUUAAUCUAAAAAGAGAGAAGCAUGUAAGACUCAGUUUUCAUCAUAUUCGCGAUCAUCGUGAUGAUAAACUAACCAAAAAAACAACCUCAAUCGUUAUAAUCAUAUUAAUAAAAAUUAUUACAAUUAAUUAUUGAUAGUAUAUAAAAGAAAAAUAUUUUUUUAAUUUAUUAAAAAUUCAAGUUACAUAACGAUUUUUGUAGGAACGAGUAAAAUCGAAAUCUUGUUAUUUUUUUUUUUGCUGGAGGGGUUGGUGAAUUCGUGAAAACGUGGUUUUUGAGAUGAGUUGAAUACGUGUGGAUGAUGGAAUUAUUAAAAUUAGAAUAGAACUUAGUUGAUAUGGUGCAGUGCCAAAAAGUGUUGUUGUUAUUUUCUUUGUGAGAUUAUCCGGAAAGAUGUUGGUUUUGGAUCGAUUUGGAAAAGCGUAAAAUUAAGGGCGUGAUGUGCCUGACUUGUACGCGUGGGUGGACCAUACUGCAUGUGCUCUGGAGCUUCGUUUACGUUUGUUGUGGAGCUGCUCAGUUGGUCUCCGGGAUUUUCCUCUUCGUAUCUGUGCCGUCUUUACACCUUAGCUCGAAUUUAUGGGUUGGCACGUGGGAUAUUUUGAUCGGCAUCGGAAUCGGAAUGUUGGCCUGCUUCUGUUCCCUAUCGAAACGAAGACAAGAAAUCCUCCUUUAUCUAACGAUUUCCAUUCUCGUUGCGAACGCCAUCAACGUCGUGAUUACCGAAUGGAGUUUCUACGUAAACGAUAUGAAAGAAAUGGUCGGAGCUCACCGAUACACCAUCCUCAUCGAAUAUGCUUGUUGGACAACAAGAGCUUCUUCAGCACUUCUAAUCUUCACAACAUUUUUGGACGCCCAAUUGUCUUUUUGUUCGAUUCAAACGGCCCCAAAACCACAGUCUGUCAAAAUGAAGAAACCGCCGCGGGGUUCUCACGAGCAGGUCUCAGAUAUUGAGUACAUCAUACCCAGGCGCAAAUCGUCCAAACCACCGUCAACGGCGACAGUCUGUAACGUGUACUCACAGAGUUGGGUCUAUGAUGCGGAAACCGCUAAUAAUACUUUCGGUAAUAACCAUCAUCAUCAUCAACAAGAAAACGGUUGCAACUAUCAAACUCAACGUGAUCAAAGCAGCGGUUUAUAUUUAACUUUACCACAAGAAGAGGUAUCAACAAAAAUCGUUAAAAGAAAAAAUUCGUUAGAUAAUGUGAUGGUUAGUAGUGAUAAAGCUCAUUUAAUAGAUAAUCCAGUUGUGCACAUAGAAGAAGCUUCCGAUGAUAGCAACAGUAACAAUGAUAGAAAGUUAUGUUACAUGAAGAGCUUUUCAAGAUCAACUUCCCCGGUGAUUAUAUCACCGAGUUCCUCACAAAUAAGUUUAAAUAAUCCACCACCUAUUUACGAAUGUCUACAAAAAUUAACCGAACCCGAAAUUUACCGAACCAGACUAACGAGUGCUUUAAGUAAUAAAUCAGAUGAAUAUCAAGCACCUCAACCCGUUAUGGUUCGCACAACUAGUCCUCAAGUUGAAAAGGUACAAUACGCAUCAUUAAUGAAAGAACUCGAAAAAGUUAUUGUAAAUAAAAAGGAGCCAUCACCACCUACACCUAGUAAUAAUAAUUUUCAAAGUUCUGAAAGCUCAACUUCAUCGUCGUCUAAACAAACUUGCUCUUCUCAAACAUCUAAAACGUCAAAAACAUCUAAAAGUUCUAAGAGCUCAAAAAGUUCCAAAAAUAGUGAUGCUGAAUUUUCGAAAGAAUUAGAAGCCGCACUUCAACUUAUUCAAGACUUAGAAAGUCCAAAUACAAUUGAAACGCCAUCUGAGCAUAAAAUUUUUGAUCCGAAUUGGAGGAAUAGUACAACAUCAAGCGAAGAAGAUGAAAAGACUCUCGCUGAAAUUGUAACACCGACCGAUGAAUACCAACCAGAACAACUAUCAACGUUCAAACCGGCAACUUUAAAAGGUCAAACCUCAUCAUCUAGAAACGGUAAGGGUGCUUGUAUUAUAAUCCACAGCGAAUCUCAAAGUACAUCAGGGUACAGUUCGCCAACACACAAGACACCCAAUUGGUCGACGACCUCCUCGGUAAACAGUAGUAAUAACGAUCAUAAUUUAGAUUUACGAAAAACAAUCGUUUCUUGUACAAUUCGUAAUACUAAAUCGUCAGCGGUUAUUUCAAUUUAUAAUAGUCCCGAAGAUAAUCAAAAAACCAAAAACGUUACUCUAGUCAAGAUUAAUGGUGGGGGCGAAGAAGAAAAGAUUUCACCACUUCCUCCCAAAACUCCCAAUUACGAACCAUCUUUAAUACAAGACAAUCACCAACAAAAAAUUAAAAAGGAUUCCACUAAUUUGUGGAGUGUCAAAUCGCUCCUAAGAAAAAAGAAGAACAACAAAACAAAAAUGUGUCCGGAAUUAGAAGAGGCGAUUAUUAAAUCGGAAAGUUUGGCUUACCUCAGCGAAAAUGAAUUGUUAGCAAGACAUCAACGUAACAAAGAUAUUCACAGGCAAAUAGAGCAACGAGUCCUCCAACAAUUGGGAGUACCAAGGAAUGAGUCACAAUGUUAAAAAACGAUCAGCAGAAGAAAAUACUUCAUCUUCAAAACUUUCAAGACUUUUAAAUAAUGACUUAUAUGUAAAGUCUCUCCUAAUGGUCGCUUUCAACAUCUUCUUGUAAAAUUUAGAACGCUUAAAACACCUAUACUGCGGUUAAAUACUUAGGGUAAUAACCCGUUGGUUAACUUUACAGAAAGAUGAUAAAAGUGGACUUAAAAGAUAUUAAUCUUAAAUAAAUUUAAACCCCAAAUCAACUUAGAACGGUUAUCCGGCUUCGUCCAUACUCUCAAUUAAUAACUAUUUAUAUUUUUCCAAAUGAUAAAGAUGUCUACACGUGUGUAUAUAUUGUUAAAUAGAUAAAAUAUAGUUUAUUUAUAGAAUA